Molecule: messenger RNA, 897 nt
Organism: Spirometra erinaceieuropaei
Lineage: Eukaryota; Metazoa; Platyhelminthes; Cestoda; Diphyllobothriidea; Diphyllobothriidae
Source: the annotation of a GenBank genome assembly
AUGCGGUUUCUCAAAGUGAGCACUUUGGUUUGUCCACCAGAGCGAGAUGACGUCGCUGACCACAAACACAACCACGACCUCGUCGUCAUUGUGAAAUCAACUGUCUACAACUUCGACGACAGACAAAAAUUUCGCAGACUCUACGCUCAUCUGCGAAAUGAGAGUAGCGCUAAACCACAUAAUCGCAAAGGAGUAGUGUUCGUGGUGGGUCUGCCCACAACCACAAGCAGCAAUUCAUUCCAACGCGAUGGUUUCAACAUCUCACUGCCCGGUCGCGCCGGCAACUCGCUCGUCAACAUUGCAAACCGCCGCGCCCAGAUUCGAACUCGACUGGAGCAGGAGAUGCGUGAACACGAUGAUCUCAUUGUGGCCGACUUCGAGGACACCUACUACAAUCUGUUUCUGAAGAUGCAUCACACAUUCGUGUGGGCGGCCAGGUUCUGUCGCGAACGUCCUGCCUUCAUGUUCCUCGACGACGACAUUGGUUUCAAUGAGAAGCGCCUGCAGGCUGUGCUGGCCACUCUGCCGGUUGAUUGGCGGCGCACGGUUUCUAUUUCGAGUACUCGCUGGAAUAGUCCCACAGUGCGUUCCACGGACACUACGGCCGUCCGAAAAUGGGCCCUGUCGAAGCGGGAACUUCCGUGGCCAGUGCAUGCUCCCUACAGCAAUGGAUACUUUUACAUGCUUGGUUACGAUCACGUGGCGGAUCUGGCUUUGGCCAUGUUCUACACUAAGCGCAUUCCCAUUGACGAUGCGUGGUUGGGUCUGGUGAUGCAUAGGAUUGGUCUUCAGUUCGAGUUGCCAUCUGGGAUCGUGUACUCCUUGAAACAUCAGGAAAAUGUCACCGGCUAUAUCGCCUUGCCCCUCCAAUCUCUCCGCAGCACAUCUGUAUGGUGA